AUGUAUCCACAGGAAUCGGGGACCAUCAAGGAUGAGGCUGUGGACUUCACCCACGGUGAGUGGGCCCUGCUUGACACGUCACAAUGGAAGCUGUACAACAUGGAGAACAUCAAUCAUCUGGUCUCAACGGGGUAUCAUCUCUGCCAAUCAGAUGUGAUUUCCCAUUCAAGGCAAGGAGAGGAGCUAUGGAGGGACAAAAGAGAACUUAUUCAAAACCAGAGUCCAGGCUCACAGCAAACACAAGCCCGACGAAAGAAGACCGUUUUGAAGCCAAGUCAAAUAGAUGUCCUGCAAGCAUCACUUGAACAGAACCCCUACCCUGGUAUAACUAUCAGAGAAGAGCUCGCCAAAGAAACUGGCAUUCCAGAGUCUCAAAUUCAGGUUUGGUUUAAAAACCACAGAAGACACCUAAGGAAGGGCCCAUUGGCCUCUGGACGUGCCCUAGAAGAAGAGGCAUUCCAGGGUCAAGAACAGCCUCAGCCUUGGUCUCAAGAAAAUUUCCCCAAAGCAACCAGAAGGAAGCGGAUAUCCAUCACAAGAUCUCAAACCAGACUCCUAGUUGAAGCCUUUGAGAAGAACCGAUUCCCUGGUUUCGCGGCCAGGGAAGAACUGGCUCAACGAACUGGCCUUCCGGAAUCCCGAAUUCAGAUAUGGUUUCAGAACCGAAGAGCUCGGCACCCAGUGCAGAACACGAGUGUGCCAGUGAAUUCCUUGGCAGACAGCCUAACCCAGAGGCCUCAAGUGACGGUUCAGCUUGACCAAAGCAACCUGUCCACUGUCCCAGGCACGUCUCAACAUUGCCCACCCUCCUAUCCUUUCAAUGGGAACCAAACCAUUCUGCCUGUUCUCCAGCAGGCUAAUUCCUGGGUCCAGGAAUGA
This is a messenger RNA of Trichechus manatus latirostris (Florida manatee), 879 nucleotides long. Its product is annotated as double homeobox protein 1-like. Bases 1 to 879 code for a protein of 292 amino acids. The transcript is spliced from 2 exons. Gene Ontology annotation, cellular component: nucleus. Lineage: Eukaryota; Metazoa; Chordata; Mammalia; Sirenia; Trichechidae. The record is from RefSeq and is a predicted model, not a curated record. Gene Ontology annotation, molecular function: DNA-binding transcription factor activity, RNA polymerase II-specific; RNA polymerase II transcription regulatory region sequence-specific DNA binding. Gene Ontology annotation, biological process: regulation of transcription by RNA polymerase II.